AUGGUGUUCAACCUCCGAACCUUCAGUUUUACCAAGUCUGUUGAAGACGAUCCUACACCUCCUAAAAGCUUCUCUCUAAGGGAGCUCCGAGUCGCGACACACAACUUUAGCCACGACAGCUUCUUGGGGGAAGGUGGAUUAUGCAAAGCUUACCGGGGGCGCUUGGCUGAUGGUUCGCUCGUGGCAGUAAAGAGAGUGCGCUACAUCGAUCAAUGGAGGGAAGAGUUCGAAGCAGAAAUACAAGUGGGAAGCACAGUUUCGACGCACCCAAACGUGCUAUGCCUGAGGGGCUUUUGCAGGACCAAGAAAGAGCUCUUACUGGUGUAUCCCUUGAUGAUCAACAAUAACCUAUCUUACAAUCUUAGAGCGAGACCUGAUCGGUCUGCCCAACCUCUCGAUUAG
This is a messenger RNA of Syzygium oleosum, 402 nucleotides long. RefSeq names its product BRASSINOSTEROID INSENSITIVE 1-associated receptor kinase 1-like. Bases 1 to 402 code for a protein of 133 amino acids. Gene Ontology annotation, molecular function: protein kinase activity; ATP binding. The record is from RefSeq and is a predicted model, not a curated record. NCBI's taxonomy places the organism in Eukaryota, Viridiplantae, Streptophyta, Magnoliopsida, Myrtales, Myrtaceae. The transcript has a single exon. Gene Ontology annotation, biological process: protein phosphorylation. Gene Ontology annotation, cellular component: plasma membrane.